AUGCCGGUGCAGAGGGCUAAUCCCUUUUGAUAUGUUAGCCGUACCAUCCCUCCUGCGCCGACAUUCUGCUCCGGUACGACCCCCGUACCCUCUGAUAGCGCCAGCGGUGGGUGUAUCGAAACGGUCUGCGUCAACGAUUUCUGCAUCCCCAACUGUCGCAUGCGACCCCAUGCUAGCCCGGGAUCAAUCCGCUGAAAAGGAUGGAAGCCUAAAACGAAGCGGCACCUCUGACCCUGAAAACGAUGACUGCAUUGAAAUUGGGGACGAAAUAGUGAACCUCAUCUGCCCAGUUGCUUUGAGGAGAAUCGUUGUUCCUGGGAAAGGUCGACAAUGCCGUCACGUGCAGUGCUUUGACUUGGAGACCUUCACCAAUAUGUCUCGACUCAGUCCGAAGUGGAAAUGUUCAGUGUGCGGCGACAUCAUAGAAAAAUCUGACUUGAUUGUGUCGGAGCCAUUCCUGCAUUAUCUGGCGGCAUAUCCCGGAGCUGAACGUUGCAUCAUUCGAUCCAAUGGAUCCCAUGGUCCGUACACGGAAACUAUGAGCCAGAUGCGAAAGAAGACAAAGGUUGGGUCGAAGAGCAGUCCCCAGCCGGAUAUUGAAGUUGUAGAUCUUUGCGACGAUGGAGAAGAGAGCACUCAAUCGACUCAGCCUACGGUGGUGUGCCAGCCGCCAACUCCCCGACCGAACAGCCCAUCGCCCGGAAUGGUCAUCGAAAAUGUUUCGCAACCAUUGCUGAAGUACGCUGAGCCCGCAAAGGUUGACCAAGAGCAGAUCCCAUUGCAUGUUCCUCUGGAAGCAUCGCAACAUUCCAUGAUUUGGUUGGAUCGUUGCGGCGAGAAUAAUCAAUCUCCCGGCGACAUUGCUUCGGCUGCCGAAGGUUAUCACUGCCAAACCGACUCUGCGCACGACUCUGCGCACGACGACAUUUCGCGAAUGUCUCCAGAGGAGCGCGCUGCACUCAUUCAGCGGAUCUUCGCCGAUGCCGCAGAGGCGGCCAAUCAACAAACGGGCAGCAGCAGCAAUAGCCCAGGCGACGAAGAACACGACCUAUCGAUGAGAAACGGUGAUACCGACUACAGCUCACAAACAAGAAGCCCACGAAGAUUUGGUGGCAUGGUCGCUAGCAUCUCGUCUCCUCGCGCAGACUCGCCAUCGCCAUAACCACAAUGAUUUCGACCCGUGGACACCACGACCCGCGGUUUUGAGGUCUUGAUCUGAGAUCCCUUGUGAUUCGUUUCUUUUUAGAAUUUUUGAUAUUUUUGGGCAGAAAAGGAGCUGAGAUAUUAUGCUACGGUACAUAGGAAGAAGGCCCUCAGCUACCCUCCCUCAGCCUAUGUGCUUUAUCUGUCAGCACACUCCUGGUAUAUCUUCCGUUUUUAAUUCCUGUACCAAAUUUCCCCAUCCCCG
Messenger RNA from Fimicolochytrium jonesii, 1408 nucleotides. Its product is annotated as MIZ/SP-RING zinc finger-domain-containing protein. Gene Ontology annotation, biological process: protein sumoylation. Bases 32 to 1162 code for a protein of 376 amino acids. Gene Ontology annotation, molecular function: zinc ion binding; SUMO ligase activity. The transcript has 3 exons. NCBI's taxonomy places the organism in Eukaryota, Fungi, Chytridiomycota, Chytridiomycetes, Spizellomycetales, Powellomycetaceae. The record is from RefSeq and is a predicted model, not a curated record.